AGUGGGAAUGUAGGGGAAGACUCCCUGACAUUUAGGAAGUAGAAUGUACCAGCCUUGGUGGUUGGAUGUGGGUGAGUGAGGGGCAGGGGAACCUGGGAUGUUGGCUUGGGUGACUCCAGAUCUCCAUCGGGUGCACCUGUCUGGUCCUGUUCUUGCCCCCCAUAGGGGUCUUCCAGCCUCUCCUCCGAGCCUCCAGCCAGUGCUCCACUCCUCCCGCAUUGCCGUGCAGAGCACUCCCUUAUUCACAAACAAGCAGCUCCCAGCCCAUCCAUGUAGUCAAGGUGGUUUCCACAGCAGUUGACAUCAGCGUCCUUGUCCCCGGGGAGCCCAGCACCCUCCUGCCUGCCUGCCUGCAGCACCUGUAUUAUCACUUCCAGGAGUGGAGAGGAGGCAGGUGGACUCCCACUUCUCAUCCCACCCUGUUUUGGAACUGGGUGGGGUCUGGAAGGGCCAGUGACCUGGAGCGGAGGAGAGGAGAGGAGGGAGGGCAUAAGGGGAGGCGGGGCCUCUAGGUGGCCUCUUCUCUCCGCACUGAGGCCCCAGCCCAUUUGGCUCUUUGACAUUGGCGGGAGCAGUGGCAGCAGCAGCAGCAGCAACAGCAGCACUUGGGCCAUGGCGGAGGACGGGCCGCAGAAGCAGCAGCUGGACAUGCCGCUGGUCCUGGACAAGGACCUGACCAAGCAGAUGCGGCUGCGCGUGGAGAGCCUGAAGCAGCGUGGGGAGAAGCGGCAGGACGGCGAGAAGCUGCUGCGGCCGGCGGAGUCCGUGUACCGCCUGGACUUCACCCAGCAGCAGAGGCUGCAGUUCGAGCGCUGGAACGUGGCGCUGGACAAGCCCGGCAAGGUCACCAUCACCGGCACCUCGCAGAACUGGACGCCCGACCUCACCAACCUCAUGACGCGCCAGCUGCUGGACCCCGCUGCCAUCUUCUGGCGCAAGGAGGACUCGGACGCCAUGGAUUGUAACGAGGCCGAUGCCCUGGAGUUCGGGGAGCGCCUGUCGGAUUUGGCCAAGAUCCGCAAGGUCAUGUACUUCCUCAUCACCUUUGGUGAAGGGCUGGAGCCUGCUGACCUCAAGGCCUCCGUGGUGUUCAGCCAGCUCUGAGGGGGCUGCCCUCUGCCCCAUCUGCCCCCACCCUCUUCCUGCCUGGACCUCCCUUCCCCACACCUGUGUUUUGGGAGGACAUUCUUCUAGCUGCUCAGCCUGGAUUCUGCGUGGCCAGAGGUCCCCUGAGUCCAUGUCCUCCUCUCCUCCUCUCCUUUUCCCUGAUGUCAGAGCUCCGGCUCCCGGAAAGAUCCCACGGCUCUGUAGUCUAGAAGCUUCACUGAGCACCGAUGCCACCCCCUGUAGAUGAUAGAGACCUGGUAGGGGCUCAUGUGGCAGAUGGAGAAGCUAUAGGCACCUGCCUUCUCUGCUUCAUUGUGAGGGAGUGAGACAGUCAAAGACCAAGAGAGACAGAGAUUCAAACAACCAGCCAUCUGGCUUCCUCCAGAGACGGGGACAUGGAGAUGACAGGAGCAACCUCCUCGGGGAAUCCAGGAAGAAGGCUUCUGCUCUCCGCGCACCCUCGGCCACCCUUGUCAGGAGGUGAACACCCAGCCUGAGGACUCGGGAAGGUGCUGCUUCUGCAAUGACCCAGUGUGGUCCCAGGAUGCCUCAGGACCCUCAGGACAUGGGGCAGGGUUGCUGCAGGGCUGAUUUGGGUGGUGGGAGUGGCUUGGGGUUUGUCACCCAGUGCUGGCUGUAGUGGAGAAGUGAAGGGGAGCUACAUACAGUCAUACAGAUCUGUCUACCUGCAUGCACACAUCCAUCAAGACAGCAUGCGGGGCUCACACAGUGCACACUAGGGUCUAUUCCUGCCCUGUGGACACGUCUAAUUUUAGGUUAUCCAUUGAAAAAUUGCUGCUGGUUCAAGGGUGGCUCUUGGCAAGGGGUUGAUUGACAUGACUUGGGUUGAGCCCCGUUGGGGGCUUCCUGAGCUGGGAGUCUUUGAGAUUCAUACAGUGAAGUGGGAGCAGUUUAGUAAAGGGUUUCCUUCUACCUGGGGAGAGGCUGGAUAGAGGGAUCCAGGGCCCUGGAGCUAGAGAUGGCAUGUCCCCUUGGGGAAGCAGGCCUCGCCAGCUCACUGGACAGAGAGAAGCAGGCAUUUCCUUCGACUGGAACAGCUUUGGC
Molecule: messenger RNA, 2172 nt
Organism: Marmota monax (woodchuck)
Lineage: Eukaryota; Metazoa; Chordata; Mammalia; Rodentia; Sciuridae
Gene: Omp
Product: olfactory marker protein
Exons: 1
Coding region: 613-1104 (163 amino acids)
Biological process (GO): signal transduction; sensory perception of smell
Cellular component (GO): axon; nucleus; neuronal cell body
Source: RefSeq, a predicted model, not a curated record